GUCAUGUUCUUCAAAUGCAUCCGGAUCGGAUGUCUUGGCUUGAGAGAGUGCUUGAGAAUGUCACCAUGUGUGGACUCUGUCUGGAGUCAGUGAGUUUGCUUGAGAGUUUGAGAAGUGCAAAGUCUACACACUACAGUAGAAAGUGGAGAGCGUGGUGGUCAAGCUUGAGCCUCAAGUUGAGGGAGGUCCCUCAGCUUGAGAAUGAGCUCUCCUGGAAAUGCGCCUUCGGGGAAAGUCAAGCGCUUUCGGACCAAGUUCUCUGAUACCCAGCUGUCGACCCUGAAGGAUUUUUACGGGCAUGAUAAUCACCCGAGGCGGACGGAGUUGGAGGACCUCGCCAGCCGACUGGACUUGGAGUACUCAGUGGUGAAACAGUGGUUUGACAACAAACGCCAUCGUGAUCGACCCAGUUCAAAUGGUAGUAGCCAGUCAUCGCAUACGCCGGGCGGAUCUGGACGUGGUGUGCCCAGAGGCAAUGGACGUGAUCCUCAGCAACAGCGCUCGCCGCAAUUCCCUCCUGUGUUCCACGGUCGCCAUCAAGCCAGUGGCGGACGUGCUAGCUCGUCAAGUGCUGCUGCAGCUGCUGGCGGUGGGAGUAGUAACCAGAGCUAUAAGGGAGAGGAUGAGCUGGACUGUUAUCCGCCAGCGAAACGAGACUACCCAUCGCAGCUGGAUUACACAUCCCCUUUGGCAAGCUAUGGUGGCGGUGGUGACAGCUCAGCCGUAACCAGCAGUGCCAGCAGUCCGGUGAUGAUGGCCCAUGGGACCAGCUGCAGUUCAGUCAUGGGCACAGUUGAACAUUUGACUGCAGUAGCAACGGACGUGGCGUACCCCAUCCACACAACCCUGUCCAGUACGGGCCCCAAACGAGUGCCCAUCGACAAGAUGGCUCUGAAGACAGAGGGCAAACGCACUCCGCAUCUCCAACAACCGACCUAUUUCCAACGCCUGGACUCUGAGCCCAUGGAGUACUAUGAGGAGGCUAACGAGGUGCUGCACCCAAUGCCCCGGAAUACGUCGUACGACAAGAAGGACUUCAUCGGAACGCUGAUGCCGCAGUUCCUCUCGUUGAUCGAACGGCGGAAGUCGGCACAUGGCGAAGUCGACUACCCGUCCUUUGUGGUCGAGGCACAGAAGCUUCUUGAAAGCCUGACGUACAUCAGUGAAACACGAAUAGAGCAAGGCAACAACAUUGAGCGGAACAAUACAUUCAAAUGUGGCUCAAUUAGCUUUCCAGCGAGACCCCCGGAGUCGCGAGAUAUUCAGGCAGAAGCCAACUCCAAGCUUCAAAGUGUAGAGAUUUCCUAUUUGCACGAGGCGAAAGAAGAGGGAACCGUCGAGACCAGCGGCCGUCAGAUUGCAACACAGCGCCUGAUCAUGUGCCACUUUGACGAUACCCAAUCGUUGGUGUGCGAGGUUGGCAUCAAAGCUCGGGGAACUUCCAUAUCGCUGGAUCCCAUAUGUCAAUGUCAGUCUGAUGUGUUUCCUCAGCAUCCGAACAGAAUCCACAACUUGGGAGACACGUGUACAACAUAUCGGGCAUGGGGUAACGUUGACAAACUGCGUUCCGUGAUCGACACGAAUCUGAACAGCCGAGAGCUGCUCAGCUUUCUCAUUUUUAUCAUCAGCCCUCUGCUGCAUGGUGCCCACUGGAUGAACAUCUGCAUGCGACAGUUCUUUCCGGCCGGCACUCCGCACUACUAUGACGUUGUGGAGGGUCUGACGUAGUGGAGGUACUACAAUUCCGUGGGGUCUGACGUAGUGGAGGUACAAUUCCGUGGUAUACGACGUGCUGAGCUGUUUACCUCGGUCCCUCCACCACAUUCCUCAUCAGCUCUCGUUCACUGCUGUGGCUGACAACGUGGCUAAGACCUGUGUUCUAGAUAAUUCACUGGAGUGAUGUAGGCACAGUGCCACAUGCAUGGUUUUGCAUACCAUGCUCAUAAGGCAAGGCGAGUUCUUGCCGUUUGAAGACUGGUGAGAUGAUGUUGGGUUGUGUUCCUCUUGCACCGAUUUCCGUUGCUCUCUGUCAACCCGCAGAUGCGCAACAGGCUCCGGGCCGUGGCUUCAGGCACGACCAGUGCAUGGUCUGUCCUUGUGCACGUGCACACGUGUGUCUGGCUCUCUGGAGUGCUGCUGAUCAGAUAGUAGCUAAUAGCACGGCAUCGGUGCCGUGUGCAAGUUAACUUAUUCAAAACUUUCUGUAUUGUUACGUGGGGUGAUCUUGCUGGACAGGUUAUGCUCUGUGUGUGAGUUUGUACUUGUGCUUGUGUGUGUGUGUGUGUGUGUGUGUGUGUGUGUGUGUGUGUGUGUGUGUGUGUGUGUGUGUGUGUGUGUGUGUGUGUGUGUGUGUACGUACAUGGUGUGUACAUGGUGUGUGUGUGUACAUGGUGUGUACAUGGUGUGUACAUGAUGACAGAUGUGUGUGUGUGUGUGCUUGUGCACGUGUGCGUGUCACUGUGUGCGAAGAGCAUUAUUGUGUUGCACCGUGCAAAGAUUACUGCGCCGAGAUGAGCCAAGCCGGGGUUAUGUCUGGUUUGACAGUGACCCGACACGAGCUGUGAUCGACAUGCACUAUUAUUUACCGAUUCAAUAGUUAUUUCGAUAUCUAUUUCUAUUGAUUUUUCGACACUGCACCUACUUUAACAAUUAAGGUAACAGCUCUCCUUUUUAGCAGUUUUGUAACUUCCUGAUCAAGCCAAAGUAUUGUUCUGUUUUUAGUACAAGUGAAGAAACUUUUUUGUCUGGA
Molecule: messenger RNA, 2749 nt
Organism: Sycon ciliatum
Lineage: Eukaryota; Metazoa; Porifera; Calcarea; Leucosolenida; Sycettidae
Exons: 4
Coding region: 202-1728 (508 amino acids)
Biological process (GO): regulation of transcription by RNA polymerase II
Molecular function (GO): DNA-binding transcription factor activity, RNA polymerase II-specific; RNA polymerase II cis-regulatory region sequence-specific DNA binding
Source: RefSeq, a predicted model, not a curated record